GGGCGGUUUGGAGCACCACAGACCGCGGGAAGAUGGCGGAAUGCGGACUGACGGAUGAGGACUUGUCGCUGUUCGUCUUCAACUACCUGGCGGAGGGCGCGGAGCCACAGUCCGGCUGUGGCGCGAGCGCUGAGGACCGCCUGUACUCCGACUUCCCGGAGAUCGACCUCUCGCAGCUCGAUGUGAACGACCUGGACACGGGCAGCUGCCUGGGGGAGCUGCAGUGGGACAGCGAGCAAUCAGACAUCAGCUCCAGUCACUACAGCACUGACGGCUCUGAGCUCUUCCAGAUCAUAGAAGAGGAGAAUGAGGCAUUACUGGCGGCUCUGACAGCCACUCUGGGGGACAUCGCUGUGGACGAUGUGAGCCUGUCUGCUUUCGGGGUCGAGGCUGAACAACUGGGCGCUGUGUCCUCACCGGCACCUCCUGUCUCCCAGCCUGACGAGGCUUCUCUGUUGAGGAAACUCCUCCUCGCUCCGCAAAGCGCCCAGUUGACGUACGAGCGGCAGAAAGGGAGCCGGGUGUCUCGGCACGGAGCCGGUAAUCGCAAGCCGCAAUCUCGCCGGCCCUUCCUCAAGGAGGAAGAGGGCGGCGGCAAGGCCAACAGCACUUGCCAGCAUCGACCCUUCACAGAGCUCCACAAGUACCUGACUUCAGCUACCUGCCCUCCUCAGUUAAAAGCAGCCGGUUCCCAUCUCAGUAAUACAGACCCAAGCAAUCCAGGGUGGACUACCAGCAUCAUCAGUCACACCACCAGCAAGUCAGAAGAUGUAGGGGUGUCAGCUGAGAGCCAUUGGACUGAAAGCUGCCAGUUUAGCACAGGAGCGGAGUUACACUCAGUAGUUGAGCUCAUUAGUUACAUGCACACCUACUGCCUUCCGUCCGGCUGUGGCGCGAGCGCUGAGGACCGCCUGUACUCCGACUUCCCGGAGAUCGACCUCUCGCAGCUCGAUGUGAACGACCUGGACACGGGCAGCUGCCUGGGGGAGCUGCAGUGGGACAGCGAGCAAUCAGACAUCAGCUCCAGUCACUACAGCACUGACGGCUCUGAGCUCUUCCAGAUCAUAGAAGAGGAGAAUGAGGCAUUACUGGCGGCUCUGACAGCCACUCUGGGGGACAUCGCUGUGGACGAUGUGAGCCUGUCUGCUUUCGGGGUCGAGGCUGAACAACUGGGCGCUGUGUCCUCACCGGCACCUCCUGUCUCCCAGCCUGACGAGGCUUCUCUGUUGAGGAAACUCCUCCUCGCUCCGCAAAGCGCCCAGUUGACGUACGAGCGGCAGAAAGGGAGCCGGGUGUCUCGGCACGGAGCCGGUAAUCGCAAGCCGCAAUCUCGCCGGCCCUUCCUCAAGGAGGAAGAGGGCGGCGGCAAGGCCAACAGCACUUGCCAGCAUCGACCCUUCACAGAGCUCCACAAGUACCUGACUUCAGCUACCUGCCCUCCUCAGUUAAAAGCAGCCGGUUCCCAUCUCAGUAAUACAGACCCAAGCAAUCCAGGGUGGACUACCCAGCAUCAUCAGUCACACCACCAGCAAGGUGAGGCUCAGCACCACGGUGAUGAUUGUCUUAGUAGUGAUGAUGCUAAUGAGGAAUCGAAUUGCUUCAGUGACAGGAUUGGGAAUGGGAAUGGGGGCGGGAAUGGCAAACAAGGACAGGGUGUUCCGCCUUGUUUCGCUCCCAUACAGUCGGAAGAUGUAGGGGUGUCAGCUGAGAGCCAUUGGACUGAAAGCUGCCAGUUUAGCACAGGAGCGGAGUUACACUCAGUAGUUGAGCUCAUUAGUUACAUGCACACCUACUGCCUUCCGGUGAGGAAAUGGCCUACCACCCCGCCUUGGUGCAGCGGGAAGAGAGACAAGUCCGACUGCUCUGUGCUUCCCAACCCCGGCGGAGAGAGAGCGUCUCGAUCCAACGCCUCCGUGUUAAACGCCGUUCCGUGUCAGGCCAUCAGCUCUCCAGCCCCAGAGAGGAACGUAAGAAAGUUUCCCCAAAUGUCGAUGCUGAGGGAGCUGCUGGAGAACAAUAUCGCUCUGGAUGUUAGUAAGCCUUAUCGACUGCACAAUCCUCUCUACCCCGCACUUGUUUACACUGAUUCACCCGCUAACAGACAGCCGGAGCCCGGCCAGGCUGUGCUGGAAAAGGCCAGAAGGGGCUCUGGGAAGAGAAAGACUGAAGCAGGAGACGCGGUGAAGAAGCCAGAGGCUGCCUGUCUGGCCGUGAGACGCUCGUUGAGACUGAACCCUCAGCUCAGCGACGUCCUGAGCUGUAGUGUAGAGGGAGCGUCAGCCAGGAGCUUAGCCAGGGGAGACUCGGGGAAAGCUACAAAGGAGGCCAGGCCGUUGAGGGUUGAGGGCAGGCUUGAGCAGGAGGAGCAGGUAGCGGAAGUUGAGGUAGAUUGUUCCGGAAGGCGACUCUGUGACAGUGGUACCCACAUGGUGUCAGAUGACCGGCUGCCAUCCCCUAACCCAAUGCAAUGGCCCGAGGAGGACGGCAAUGAAGAGAGUUCCUCACCUCCUGACCUUCCUGCGAAUACCUUGAUCCCAUGUUUUCAUAUAGUUGAGGACCCUCGAGCCUGCACUGCACAGGACCUCCCAUUAAAUGCAAACAAGAUGCAAGAAGCCAAGACUAGCAGAAAGCUAGCGAAACCUACAUCCCUGUUACUGAGCCCGGAGUCUGAGAGCGACUCCAAGGAUUCUCCUCUGGAGAAUAAGGCCUUCGAGCAAACACUGAGUGUGGAGCUGUGCGGAACAGCUGGUCUCACACCCCCCACCACUCCUCCCCACAAGACCGCCAGAGACGAUCCCUUCAAGUCAGCGCUGAAGAUCGCCCCGGGCGGCGGGCACGAGGUGAACCGAUCCUUGUCGCCAAAGCGUCUGGUGAAGAAGCAGCUGGAGGACACUGAGCUCUAUGCUUACCUGAGCAAAGCCGCGGUGGUGCCCGCCCAGGGCGACGGCAGGAAGGGGAAACGGGCGUACUCCAGGUGCUUUGGCGACCACGACUACUGCCAACUGUACAGCUCUGAGCCUGAGCCCGACAGGAAGGUCCUGAGACUCUGGGAGCUGCCCAGACACAGCGGUCAGCACAGCCUCAAGGCCAAAUGUGAUCCCUAUGGCGAAAAGAGGCAGAAACUCUCUCCUGCUCACGGUCACGGACCUAACACUGAGCAACUGGAGCAGAACAAAACCCUUUUGGGCCAGAGCAGCAAUAAAAAGACAAUGAAAGACCAAGAGAUUCGGGCCAAGUUGUACCAACACUUUGGUUACCCAGAACAGGCCCUCCCCGAGGAAGAGAAGCAGCAUAUGCUCGAGGACAAUGAGCGAGACUCUGACUCGCAUUACCGUUGCUCAGAUCAGAGGCAGGGGGAGAGGGUGAAGAAGCCUGGUGCUAUCCCUGAGUCUCAGCCUCCUCCACCCUCCGGCUCCUCACAUCCCGACCCCCAGCCGCAGCUCAGGACCACGCUUCCUGCUGACGGCAUCCUGUCAGGCAGGUCAGCACCCAGCCCUCAGCGUAGCCACAGCAGUGGAUCACCACAGUCCAGAUCCCCAGAACGGCCAGAAUCUGUCAGAGACGACGAUGGUGACAGAUAUUUAUUGGAAGGACAGAAUUUGGAGGAAGGUGAAUUCUUUGAGAAAACAAACCAAAGGGACAAGCGGAAUCUAGCCAUAGAUGAACACCGUAUAGUCUACGUGGGGAAGCUAACGUGUGGGAUGACCCGCUCAGAGGUGAUGCGGCGCUUUGAAGCCUUUGGGGAAAUUGAGGAAUGCAAAGUUCUUGCCUGUGAGAAAGGUGACCAGUAUGGAUUGGUCACCUAUCGUUACAGUCACGAUGCCUCCUUGGCCCUGGAGAAUGGGCACGAUUUGCAGAAGCAGAACGAUCCUGCCCUACAGCUAUACUAUGGAGCUCUCAGGCGCUUCUGCAAAGCCAGUUACACUAACCUGGAUUGCAGUGCGGAGGAUUUGGAACCCGCUCCCGUUAAAAGCAAAUACGACACGAUGGAUUUCGACAGCUUGCUGAAAGAGGCACAGAGAAGCUUGACAAGGUAACAGCCUUACUUACAUCCACCGCCUACAGAGGAUACCACAAUACCUCAAUCAAGGCACUUUUCCUUUGUUUACCUCUGUCCGGUAGAAAAACAGGACACUAGUCCUUUUACAAGCGAAACAAAAAAAAAAUGAAGUUUACAUGAACUAAAAGCUGCUUCUGUCUGUGGUUCUUUGGGGUAGAUAGAUGUCAGAUGUCAGACGUGCAGACGGGUUUAGUAAAACCGCUGUCCAUUUUUGCUGAUUAUCGUUCCCAUAAGUAUACGUAAAGCAAUAGUGGAGCUGCAGUUGUGAUGGCAAAUUUGAUGUGUGUAGUUUGGGGGACAGUGUUAGGGUAAGAGGAAUCGGGGGGGUAAUCUCGCGGGUCUUUUUGACGUGCUUUCACGUGCUGCAUUUUCCGUUGUAAUAGUUUACACGUGUUGAAACUUUUUUUAUUUUUUUGUUGUAAUUUAUUGUGUGCUUCCGUUGUCUAAACUAUGCACUGUAUCUGUAGCCUUGCCUCUCAGUCCUCAAAAUUUCCUAACCAGAAAUGUUUACAUGUAAUUAUUAUAGAGCUUACUAUUAUUAUUAUAGUGAACUAACAUAUCUAGAUUGACAGAGCUGUACUGUAACUCAUUGGAUAGGUGCAUAUCGAGAGCAAUUUAUUACCGGGUGCAUGGGUGAUAAUUCCAUUCAUUAAUCGAUGGAGUCAUCAGAACGACAUAGGUGUCUUGUCUGAUUAAAGCAAAUUCAGCUGAAUCAUAUACUGCCUAAGAGAGAGAGAGAGAAAG
Molecule: messenger RNA, 4804 nt
Organism: Callorhinchus milii (elephant shark)
Lineage: Eukaryota; Metazoa; Chordata; Chondrichthyes; Chimaeriformes; Callorhinchidae
Gene: ppargc1b
Product: peroxisome proliferator-activated receptor gamma, coactivator 1 beta
Exons: 17
Coding region: 33-4037 (1334 amino acids)
Biological process (GO): positive regulation of transcription by RNA polymerase II
Cellular component (GO): nucleus
Molecular function (GO): RNA binding; transcription factor binding
Source: RefSeq, a predicted model, not a curated record